UUCCAUUAUAGAUUUGUAUGUCUUGUAGCUAAAUCUUGAUCAAUGCUCAUCUUGCCAGGUUGUCCAAGCAAUUUAUAUGAUGACAACAACAUAGACUGGGCACCUACAUUAAAACUGGGACAUCAAAAGGUGAAACAACUCAAAGAGAACGAUGUGAAACGUGCUGAGAGAUCAACAAACAGGGAAUUGAAGCGUCGCCAUUCCGAAGCCGCCAGUGCUCUCUUAGACUUAAAGCAACCAYGACUCUCGGAAACUAACGAAGAAAACCACUCAGAGUUAUCAGGACAAGUAUAUCCAGACAAAGAUACAGAUACGAAUCAUAAGGGAUGCCAAACUGAACAAAUUUCAACUACAAACAACGUUGAAUGUCAAACGGAGCUCACCAGUGAUUUGCUGUAUGCAAUGGAAGAAGAACUAAAUAAAACACGCCAAGAAUUACUGGACCUACGAAAAAAAACUUUGGAUUCCGAUUUAAGUGAAAAAGGCUUCCAAAACAAUGACGAAAAGAGUAAAUUUUACACAGGGUUGCCAAAGUUUGUAUUGCUGUUACAGGUGUUUAAAACAUGCGAGCCUUGGAUAACACACACUGAAAGAUCAGCACUAGGAAAGUUUGAACAACUCAUACUCAMUCUAAUGAGACUUAGACUCAAUCUGCCACUACAAGAUCUAGCAUAUAGAUUCAACAUCUCCUGUUCAACAGCAUCCAGACUUUUUUACAAAGUAGUCUCAAUCCUGCAUUGUAGAUUGCAAUUUCUCAUUCAGUGGCCAUCAAGGGAAUGUCUAUGGGCUACAAUGCCAAUGGAAUUCAGAAAGUCAUUUGGAAGCAAAGUUUCKGUGAUCAUUGAUUGCUUUGAAGUUUUUACAGAGAGACCAUCAAAUCUGUUAGCAAGAGCCCAGACUUGGUCUAAUUAUAAGCACCAUAAUACUGUGAAAUUUUUGAUUGGCAUUGCCCCUCACUGGUCACAUUCAUCUCCAAGGCGUGGGGAGGAAGAGUUAGUGACAAAMACAUAA
Exaiptasia diaphana is the source of this 1011-nucleotide messenger RNA. RefSeq lists its product as uncharacterized. The transcript has 2 exons. The record is from RefSeq and is a predicted model, not a curated record. The coding region runs from base 43 to 1011 and encodes 322 amino acids. NCBI's taxonomy places the organism in Eukaryota, Metazoa, Cnidaria, Anthozoa, Actiniaria, Aiptasiidae.